Messenger RNA from Scheffersomyces amazonensis, 985 nucleotides. RefSeq lists its product as uncharacterized. The record is from RefSeq and is a predicted model, not a curated record. Bases 82 to 867 code for a protein of 261 amino acids. Gene Ontology annotation, biological process: maturation of 5.8S rRNA; maturation of LSU-rRNA. The transcript has a single exon. Gene Ontology annotation, cellular component: preribosome, large subunit precursor; nucleolus. Lineage: Eukaryota; Fungi; Ascomycota; Pichiomycetes; Serinales; Debaryomycetaceae.
UACUAUACCUAUAUAUAGUAUAAUUAAGGAAUUUACUUGUUGUUAUAGACAUUAUUACAUAGACAUACAUAUAGAUAUACAAUGCCUCAAAACGAGUAUAUCGAGCAGCAUAUUAAGCAACAUGGGAGACGUUUAGAUUAUGAAGAAAGAAAGAGAAAGAAGGAAGCCAGAGAAGGGCAUAGAAUAGCAAAAGAUGCUCAAACCUUAAAGGGAUGGAGAGGUAAACAAUUUGCUAAGAAGAGAUAUAGUGAAAAGGUUGCUAUGAAAAAGAAGAUUAAGGCCCAUCAAGAAUCUAAAGUUAAAGCACCUUCAACUCCUAAUGAUGAAAAUGGUGAAGCAUUACCAACUUAUCUUUUAGAUCGUCAAACUAAUAAUACUGCUAAAGCUAUAUCAUCAUCAAUUAAACAAAAGAGAUUAGAAAAAGCUGAUAAAUUCUCAGUACCAUUACCUAAAGUGAGAGGUAUUUCUGAAGAAGAAAUGUUUAAAGUUAUUAAAACUGGGAAAUCAAAGACAAAAUCAUGGAAAAGAAUGAUUACAAAACAUACAUUUGUUGGAGAAGGAUUUACUCGUAGACCAGUUAAAAUGGAAAGAAUUAUUAGACCUGCCGCUUUAAGACAGAAAAAGGCUAAUGUUACCCAUCCUGAACUUGGAGUUACAGUAUUUUUACCAAUUUUAGGAGUUAAAAAGAAUCCUCAAUCUCCAAUGUAUACUCAAUUAGGAGUAUUAACUAAAGGUACUAUCAUAGAAGUUAAUGUUUCUGAAUUAGGGUUAGUAACAGCUGGUGGUAAAGUGGUUUGGGGUAAAUAUGCUCAAAUCACUAAUGAACCUGACAGAGAUGGAUGUGUCAAUGCUGUUUUAUUAGUAUAAGUUAUGAUCUUUUACCUUAUUAAUUUACUUCGAUACUUUACUUUUAACUUUUUAGUUUUCUAUUAUUAUAUUCUUUUGCAUACUUAGUUCCAAUUAAAUGUACAUUAGUCAAAAACCA